Messenger RNA from Acaulospora colombiana, 558 nucleotides. NCBI's taxonomy places the organism in Eukaryota, Fungi, Glomeromycota, Glomeromycetes, Diversisporales, Acaulosporaceae. The record is from the annotation of a GenBank genome assembly.
ACUGCAAAGGGCUCCAAGUCGUCCGUCCGCAAGACUGGUUCCACAAAGGCCAAAGCUGGCAAGGCUUCCAAGUCCCCUGCUCGUGGAAAGACCUCUACCCGUAAAACUAGUGCCUCCAAGUCCGUAAAGGGCUCAAAGAAUGCGAAGAGUGCAAAGGGUGGAAAGGGCGCAAAGGGCUCUGUUCGCAAGACCGGAUCUACCAAAGCUGCUAAGGGUGGAAAGGCCAAGACACCAGCCCGCGGAAAGACUACUUCAAAGGGCAAGACUGGUGCUAACAAGGCUGCCAAAGGCACAAAGGGCGCGAAUGGCGCUGUUCGCAAGACUGGAUCCAACAAGGCUGCCAAAGGUGGAAAGGCCUCCAAGGCCCCAGCUCGCAAGACUGGUGCUUCCAAGUCUACAAAGGGCGCAAAGACCGCAAAGGGCGCGCUGCUAAGGGUGGCAAGACCACCAAGGCCCCAUCCAAAGCGAAGAACACAGGUCGCAAGACUGGUGCUGCCAAGACUGGAAACAACCGUAAAGCUACAACUUCGAAGGCGAACAAAGCUAAGGCCCCAGCUC